UGUUGCGUUUGCGGCUCAUCAAACGGUUUCUUUAUUUCUAUUGCGGUUUCCGCAAACUGCGCUGGGUUUUGCAGGUGCCAUGUUUGAGUAGCAAGUAUGGCGGAAAAUCAUCUGGAGUACGGCUACCUGGAGGACGAGUCCAUCGGGGCGCAUUUCACCGAGGACCCGGAGCUGGCAGCCAUUAAGGCCCGGGUUCAAGAGCUGGAGAUGGAAGAAGAGACAGAAAGACUAAAGGAAGAGGAGAGGUAUGAUGCCACAGACAUGCAGCUCCUGACCAGCAGCCCUCAGCCUGGACCUUUCUACAAUAUGACUCCUGAGGAGAGGAUAGAUGCAGACAACAGAUCAGUCUAUGUAGGAAAUGUAGACUAUGGUGCUACUGCAGAUGAAUUGGAGAUCCAUUUCAAUGGCUGUGGUCCUGUGAACAGAGUUACCAUUCUGUGUGACAGGUUCUCUGGCCAUCCCAAGGGCUUUGCUUACAUUGAGUUCUUGGAUCGGGACUCUGUGCAGAGUGCUAUUGGUUUGCAUGAGACUUUGUUCAGAGGAAGAGUCCUUAAGGUACUGCCGAAGAGGACAAACAUGCCAGGAAUCAGUACCACAGACAGAGGAGGGCACCAAGGAGGCCACGCCAGAAGAAGAGGCCGAGGUUACCGUCCACCCAGACACCAUAACAACUCUCGUGGCAGGUUCCGGUACCAGUCUACCAGGCCACAACAUCAAACACCUCACCCUUACAACGCAGGCUCCUCAGUGGGGAAGAGACAGUGGGGACACAUGGACUGCCAUGAACAGAUGCAAAAACGCUACCCAUGUCUUCUUCUCAUCACGCCACCGUCUGAGGAAGUGGGGGCAGGGUCGAGUGACCAGCACUACCCCCAACAGCGCUAGUGCUACACCUGCAUCAUUCAUCCUAAAUGGGUGGACAGAAGUGAUUUUUUUUAUUUUAAAGAACAAAGGACUCGAGGCAUUAGUUUUGCAUUGUGUGAAAGGCACAGAAUGGACAGCAGAGCUGACAGUUGCAUCACUUCUCCAUCUAGGUGAGACAUGAAGACUGAGGUCGGCUGUGUUGCAUUAUACUCUUGUGUUGCUGUGAAUGCAUGGGACAAUCCUUAGAUUGUUAUGCAGCUGUAUCUCUUAUGUUUGUGUAUAUACUGAUUGCAAAUGUUUUGUGUUGCUGCCUGCUAUGUAAUGUUUAAAUCCUCCUAAUGUGCAACUUCAAUUCUUUAUCUUAAGUGAAUAAAUAAAAUACUGAUCCAGUG
This is a messenger RNA of Monopterus albus (swamp eel), 1256 nucleotides long. It is a transcript of the gene pabpn1l, whose product is annotated as PABPN1 like, cytoplasmic. The transcript is spliced from 6 exons. The coding region runs from base 97 to 885 and encodes 262 amino acids. NCBI's taxonomy places the organism in Eukaryota, Metazoa, Chordata, Actinopteri, Synbranchiformes, Synbranchidae. The record is from RefSeq and is a predicted model, not a curated record. Gene Ontology annotation, biological process: nuclear-transcribed mRNA catabolic process, deadenylation-dependent decay. Gene Ontology annotation, cellular component: nucleus. Gene Ontology annotation, molecular function: poly(A) binding.